CUGAGGCUAAGAAUGAAGAUCACACUGUAUUUGCUCGGCCUAAUCGUAGCCAGCGUUUUGCUGACCGAGGCUCAAGGCAAAAAACACAAGUGCGUCAUUCCGAAGAAAAUUUGUAGAAGAGGCUUGUUUGAUGAAAAGGCUUGCAAGUGCAAAUGUAACGCCAUCGGCGAUGUGUCUCCAGCUGUAUUCUGCUGGCUGAACACCCUGAUGUGUAAAACCAAAGGCACUCCAGUGGCAGAUGGCUGCUGUACUGACUUUAUCGACGAAACCAAUGUAGUCUCUGACACAACGUCGAGCUCAUCGUCCGCGGAGAGUGAGUAAUUCAGGCGUUCGUUCUAUAACAGCCAACAUUGGACUGGGCAAUUUGUAAGGUACGGCGGAAGCACGCGGAGGCUGAGAACGACGAGGACAAGACAAUGGCUAAACCCUGGAGGUUACACACGACAC
Messenger RNA from Liolophura sinensis, 447 nucleotides. RefSeq lists its product as uncharacterized. Bases 13 to 321 code for a protein of 102 amino acids. NCBI's taxonomy places the organism in Eukaryota, Metazoa, Mollusca, Polyplacophora, Chitonida, Chitonidae. The transcript is spliced from 5 exons. The record is from RefSeq and is a predicted model, not a curated record.